AUGGUAGUUGAGGUAGACAGUUUUCCGGACCUGACAAUGGUGGCUUUUGCCGUAUCCCAUGUGUUUAGCCUCUUAAACAUUUGUGAAACCAUCGAGUCAAAAAAUUACGCAGUAAUAAGAGCUAUUGAAGCUAUCACAGAGCAACGAGUUGAGUUUCAUAUCAAUGCGUGUAAGUUUAUUCGAUGGGUAAUAACAUUAAGACAUCAUGCCAAAGAUGUUCAUAAUUAUAAAGAAUUCCAAGAUCAAGAAAACACUCUGGAAAACGAGCGUUUAAAACUGAUCAUACUUUUAGACGAUUCUAAGGAGAUUAGAGAUUAUUGCAGAAUCUUGAAAAAUUCGUUUGAUCAGAUAAGAGAAUCUCUGUUAAAGAUACACAAAGAGCUUUCUACGUAUGAAUAUUCACUUCCAGAUAGUAAAAAAGAGAGAGAAGCUAAGAAACAAGAGCUAAAAUAUUUGAACAAAUUUUUUAUAAUCAAGAAUACAGUGGCAAUAAUUCUUUGUUUGGUAUCAUUUGUGCUUAAUACAAUUCCAACUAUCUUUUAUUUAGCAUCGUAUGUAUUUAAUAAGUCUGAUAGAAAAAUUAUUCUUAAUAUCGAAAAUGAGCUGGACGUAAUUAAUGAGAUAUUAGACAAUAAUCUUGAAAAUAUUAAGGUCUUAAAGAGGACUAUCUAUUCGAUCCUUCGAUGCAUGAUCGAAUUCGAAUUAAUUUGUGAGGUUCAAGAAAAUAGAAUUUCCUACCUUAUUCGAAAUCUAGAACUUGACGAAAAUUCGGAUAAUAAUAAUUUAAUUCACAUGACAAUCGCGCUAAUUAGAAUCAAAUGGUAUGGGGUAUAA
Acaulospora morrowiae is the source of this 834-nucleotide messenger RNA. The record is from the annotation of a GenBank genome assembly. Lineage: Eukaryota; Fungi; Glomeromycota; Glomeromycetes; Diversisporales; Acaulosporaceae.